AGUACUUCCUCUGCGAUGCUUCGUCUUCCUUCCUCUUUCACAGUCCAAAUUCCAAAGCAAAAAAGCUUCCUUCUCUUCUCCCUUCCCAAUGGCGAAAUCCCCCCUCUUUUCGAGCGCUCAUCAAUUUAAACCAAUCCUUCUCUUCCUCUUCUAUUCGUGUGUGACAGACUGGCUUUCCCACUCCGUCGAAUUUUUCGGCCGAACCCCAAUCCUUCCAUUGCGGUGAAGCCAACAGAGGGACUCUCUAAUCUGUCGACUAUCGGGUAAAGCUCAAUCUUCAUCUCCACUUCUCAAUGUCGUCUUGGUAGUCCAUUGUGCGCCGCGUGCUUAGUGCCGUUUUGUUUUGGUAAUGCAUUGUCUCUUGAAAGUUCCAUUUCUUUAUUAGGGUUUAGGGUUACUGUUGGACGGUUCUCUAAUGAACUCAGUGUGUGUUCUUGAUAGCUCAUUGUGCCUUGAACACUCUGUGUUAUCGUGGGUUCAUUCUCCCUGUAUCAAUUGGUGAACGCUUCCUCCCCAUUCUCUCAUUUUGCGCAGGAUACUCAGCUUGUUUGUUGGGCAUUCGUACUUUUCUGAACUUAUAGCUUGGCAGAAUGAGCGAUUCUGAGGAAGAAGCAUUUGAGGGUGAUGAUUCGGUUGGGGGUUCUUUGGAAGACUCAGCUUCAGCUAGUGGUUCAAGUGAUGAUGACUCUGGUUCGGCCUCUUCGGAGGAGGUAGGAGUUUCGAGAUCGAGUAACAGCAACGAUGGGAGUGAGGGUGCCAACAGGCUUCCCCUCCAUGUUGCCACACCUGCUAGGAUGGACAUUGAGCAUUGUCGUUCCUUGAAAAUAGUUUCUUGGAGGGACAUGUUUACUUCUUCUGAUAACCCUCCAGACGAAGGGCAGAAUCUUGGACCGGAGAUCUUUAGUGGUCUCACUUCGAGGGAUGCACUCACAUCUCAGCUCGUCGGGCUCCAUCUCCCAACGCAUUGGGAUUACGCCUGUUCCAGCGAUGGUGUUACCAUUGGCAAUUGUCCCGAGGGGUGGAUGGGUGUAUAUGUUGAGUCAGUGCAGUUUGGUAUGAUCUAUCCUCUGGCGAAUUGGCUCAAGGAGUUCAUUCACAAGACUGGAGCCACUGUCAGCCGCCUCUCACCAUCCUUUUGGGCUCAAACAACAGCUUUCACUCUGGCAUGCGAGCUAGUUGGCACGACCCCGACUUUACGUCUCUUUUGCUAUGUUUUCAGCAUCCGUCAUCAAGAGACUUGCUUGUGCUUGCAGAAGAAGCGUUCUAUUAACGGGUUCACUAGGAAGACCCCCAAGCAUACUUGUAGAGAUUUCUUCUUUGUGCGCCCUCCUCCGGAUGAGUGGGUAACUGAUGAUUCAAAGCCACUUCCAACCGGUUGGGCAAAGGGACGUUGGCUGGAACGACCUGAGUUGACGAACGAUGAGCAACGGAUUAUCGCUGCCAUAGGGAAGCUGCCUUCAUGGAACUUGAAGGAUGAGCGCAUUUGCCUUGCUUUGGUGGGGGCGGUGUUUGAUAACUCAAUGGUGUCCCGCCGGAUGCUCUUUCCUGCAUUCACGGCCUCUCGAGGCAUCGAAGGUGACUCCCGGCACUCUCCCGCUCCCAAAGUUUCGGCAGCAGCGGGGACAUCCCUGCACGAGACUCCACGUGCUUCAUCUGGCGCUGCUCCUCCGACUUCAGCAACGGUGAUCUCUGAUUCUCCUCCUAGAUAUGUGUCGCCCUCGCAUCAUGGAACCAAGCGGCGAGCUUCCGAUGUUCAAGCUGAGCGAGCCACUCGUGCCCGAAUAGGGUCGAAGUCGGUUGUGAUUCCUGCCGAUGCCCGUCAGUCAAAGCAGGCUGCUGUCAGUGCACUGCACUCUAUUGCUUCGGCACUCUCCGAUGAGGAAGAGAUAAUACCCGCUUCUGAAGUCGACGGCAGUGUCGCCGACGCCUGUCUUCUGUUACUGGAUCGUGCAGACAAGUUGAUACUCCAACACACAGAGGAACGUGAGGCUCGGCGUAAGAUUUCUCAGACGGCCGACGCUUACAGAAAGGAGACCAACGAGCUGAAGAAAGCUCUUGAAGCCAGCGAGAAGAAACAGAAGGAUAUGGAGGCACGCCAUGCUGAGGAGGCCUCUGCUGCUCGUGACGCUCUUGAGAAAGAGAGAGAGGUCUGGCACUUGAACCUGGAAAAUGCGGUCAAGGAGGCGAAGGCUACCGCACUCAAGCGAUGCAGGAACAUGAUCGACAAACUCUAUCGCGGCAUUCCUGCGGUGUUCAGAGAGCUCUAUCCUGAAGACAGAUGGGAGCCGGCCUUCACGAGGAAGCUCUCCGCCUUCGUCAAAACUGAAGGCAAGUCCCUUGCGGCCGAGGAUGGCACCUACGAUGCACUUGAUGUCAAUGGCGUGGCCAUAAAAGACUAUUUUCCUACCGGCAGGGAUGGGAAGCUAUUGCCCAGCUUAAGGAGAAGGAGCUGGCGAUUAGUUCCGGGCAGAGCGCGGAGCAAAGAGUAGCGAUCAGAGCCAGAAGGAAUUGGAGCCGGAUCGUUCGACAAAUUCAAUAUUCUUUUCCUUUUAUUUUGAUUCGUGACAUGAUUAUUAUGAACAUGAUUAUAUCUUUUGAUUUCGUCAUGAACUAAACCCCAAUUUCUGAAUUCAACCUAGAAUGAUCAUGAUACUCCCGACUUAAUUCAUGAUUUUACAAUUCUUCUGUGUGUAAAGUUUAGUGUUUCCAUAUAUUUUACUUUUAAAGAUUUGCUUCUACUGAAAUAUAUUGCGAAGAAUUUAGUUAAAAAUAGGGUUAUUAGCAUGUCCAAAAUUGGACGAGUAAUUAAAUAAUUUGAAAACUUUUAUGGUAUCAAAUAUAACAUGUGUUGACACUUCACUCUUCGCAACAUUAUCUUCUUAUGCGUGUAAAGUUUAGUGGGGCCAAAUAUUUUACUCUUAAAGAUUUGCUUCUACUAAAAUAUAUUGUGAAGAAUUUAGUAAAAUAUAGGGUUAUUAGCAUGUCCAAAUUUGCACGAGUAAUUAAAUAAUUUGAUUACCUUUGUGGUAUCAAAUAUAAUAUGUGUUGACACUUCCCUCUCCGCAACAUUACCUUAUAAAUUUCAAGUUUGGUGAGUGGAAAAAAGAUCAGCAACAAUCGCAACCUGCAUGGAAGAAAGAAUGCAUUGACCGGUCUCCGACUCUUACCCUCUGUUUAGGAAGGAAGGAAAUGGAGGGGAGGGGAGGGGAAGGUAGGGGAACACACUUUUCUAGACAUUUUCCCCUGUUUUUCUAGCUUCAAAACAGUAAGGAGAUGAGCGAAUGGGACAGAAAAGGUACUGUACAAAGCUACCCUCCAAAUUGGAGGGAAAGCUUGCUUUUCAUUUUUUUUUUUCUCGUUCAUUGUAUUUUUCUUUCUUUUCCAAUUUCUUUUCUUGUUUCAUGUGCCCUUUAUAUUGCUCCAAUUCAUUUUUAUAGCUUUUUUUUUAGUAAGUGACUUAUGUGAAAUUUUAAAUAUUAAUAUUGAUAGUUAAUUAAUGAGACCAUUAAUGAGAUAAUUAGAUAUAUAGCUCCAAUUAGUUGUUUAUGUUUUUAGUUUGUAUGUUCAUGAAUGAAUCAAAUAGAGAAAAGAGUUUUAAAAAUAGAUUGGUAUUUUUUUAAUCAUCUACUUUUGAUUUUUAAUAGUGAACAAAAUUAGCAAGAAAGUACAAAUUUAAUUCUCAAUUAAACAAUGAAAAUAAUACCAACUUAUAAUUAAACUUUCUUACUAUUAUAUACCCAAUAAAAUAACAUAUCCCUCACAGUUCCCAAUACACAUUUUCCUUCUCACUUUCUUCUAUAAAACACCAUUUUCUUUCCAAUUUCCUUAACCUCCAAAUUGUCCCUCCCCUCCUAAUUCCCUUCCCCUCCCCUCCAUUUUCCUCCCUUCCUUCGGAAACAUAGGGUUAGAUAAAAUGUUGGUUUUUGGUCCUUUACCAACCCUAUUAAUAUUUGGAAAACCGAAUAUAUAUACACAUAGCUUUUAGGAUAAAAUAAUAGGUUAAUUGUUAAAUUAUUGCAUGUUACCUGUCAAAUUACAUUCAGGUUGUGAAAAUCUUAAAUUAUUAUCAUAUAUUUUUUGGGUUAAUAUAUUUGUACUACCCGAACUUUUCACAAAUUAAACAUUCUAACUAAUUUUUUCGAUCUAUAAAAUCGUCACCUUAACUAUGCAUCAAAGGUUACGAAAUUGACCAAACUCGAGAUUUGAUCGUUAUCUUGGACGGUCAAACACGUUGACUAACGAUCAACACGCCACGUUACUGCCAAGUCAACACAGACCACUUAAAAAAUUCCAUAUUUUAUAAUAGGGAUAAAAUGGCUUAAAUUGAUUGGACCCCAAAUCCAACCAUUGAAACUCAAACCAUUUGUUUGACCAGCUAAAUGACUUAAACGUGAUUAACAACCUUGAUUGGAACCACAUGAUCGCGAUGCAUUAUAGACACAUCCUAUCAAUUACUUAUACUAAUAAGAAAACAUUAGCUUUUAA
Molecule: messenger RNA, 4485 nt
Organism: Linum trigynum
Lineage: Eukaryota; Viridiplantae; Streptophyta; Magnoliopsida; Malpighiales; Linaceae
Source: the annotation of a GenBank genome assembly